This is a messenger RNA of Phodopus roborovskii (desert hamster), 1937 nucleotides long. RefSeq names its product cytochrome c oxidase assembly protein COX18, mitochondrial. Gene Ontology annotation, molecular function: membrane insertase activity. NCBI's taxonomy places the organism in Eukaryota, Metazoa, Chordata, Mammalia, Rodentia, Cricetidae. Gene Ontology annotation, cellular component: mitochondrial inner membrane. Gene Ontology annotation, biological process: protein insertion into mitochondrial inner membrane from matrix; mitochondrial respiratory chain complex IV assembly. Bases 4 to 999 code for a protein of 331 amino acids. The transcript has 6 exons. The record is from RefSeq and is a predicted model, not a curated record.
GGCAUGUUGUGGCGCCCGGGUUCCGGGUGGCUCCGGUCACUGCCCACCUUGAGGCUCCGUGCACGGGAACUGCAGCCUGGCUGGAGUGACGCGCGGCUCCCUGCCCUCCCGCUGUCGGCGGCCGCGUCGCUGUCGGCGGCCGCUCCAGGCGGAUGGUAUGAGGCCCUGGCAGCGUCGGCGCCCGUGCGUGCGGCGGAGGAAGUGCUGCUAGGAGCGCACGCCGCUACGGGACUGCCCUGGUGGGGCAGCAUCGUGCUCAGCACCGUGGCCCUGCGCGGCGCUGUCACCUUGCCCCUGGCCGCCUAUCAGCACUACAUCCUGGCUAAGGUGGAAAACUUGCAACCAGAAAUAAAAAACAUUGCCAAGCACCUUAACCAAGAAGUUGCGGUCCGUGCACAUCAGUUUGGUUGGUCCAAGAGAGUUGCCAGGCUCACCUAUCUGAAGAAUAUGCGGAGGCUUGUGUCAGAGCUGUAUGUUCGUGACAACUGCCAUCCUUUCAAAGCCACUGUGUUAGUCUGGGUCCAGCUUCCAAUGUGGAUCUUCAUAUCUGUUGCCCUCCGGAACUUGAGCACAGGGACGACACAUUUAGAAGCAGGUGUUUCUGUUCAGGAGCAGUUAGCUGCUGGAGGGGUCCUGUGGUUUCCUGACCUCACUGCAAUGGAUUCCACUUGGAUUCUGCCUGUCUCUGUUGGUGUUGUCAAUUUACUGAUAGUGGAGAUUUUCGCUCUCCAAAAACUUGGAAUGUCUCGUUUUCAAAUGUAUGUUACAAACUUUGUCCGUGCUGUAUCCGUGCUGAUGAUCCCAGUUGCCGCAACAGUACCUUCUUCUCUUGUUCUCUACUGGCUAUGCUCCAGCCUCAUGGGCCUCUCCCAGAAUCUACUGCUCCGUGCCCCUGGAUUCCGCCAGCUUUGCCGGAUACCACCAACCAAGUCGGAUUCAGAGACCCCUUACAAAGACCUCUCUGCUGCCUUUUGUGCCAAGUUCCUUUCAAGAAAAUGAGGACAGUACACUUCCAGUAACUUUGAAAUUAUUGGAAAUGCCAUUUUCAGUUUCAUGUGUUGAAUUUAGAAGACUGGGGUAGCGUUUAAAUUGCCUAUUAUGCCUAUUUCUCUGUGGGAAAGAUAUAACUCAAAUGUAUUUGAUAUUUUGUGUUAGACAUAAAUGUUCAAUUGUGAAGUCUAAAGAUAGGCUAAAAUGCCUGGUCUUGUUCAUACAAUAAUAUCUUUGCUGAGAACAGGAUUAGAUCCUGUGUGAUCUGUGUCCAUACAACAACGUUUUGUAAAUUAAAGGCUCUGGUGAAAAUAUUUUAUUUUAUAUAAAUUAUGUAUGCAUGUCUGUGGGGUUAGGGGGACAGCAUGUGCACCUGUGUACUUAUGUGCAAGUGUCCACAGAGGCCAGCAUCGCCAGAUCUCUCUGGAAUUUAAGGAAGGCAACAUGUGUGCUGGGAACAGAAUUCAGGACAUCUGAAGGGCAGUGUAUACUUACCACUGAGCCAUUGCCCUAGCCCUGCACUGGUACUUUUCACCACUGAGCAUGUGAGCUCCAGCCCAAGUGAGGUAAUUGCUAACACUUCAUUGGAGGAUGGUUGUUGGGUCUGUUUGUGUAUUUGAAAAGUCUGUAUGGAUUUGUCAUAAAAGUCAUGGGACUCAGAGUGUUCUUUGGCAAAUUUUAGUCUAGUGGGCCACUUGAGAGGUGACUCAGUGGUUAGGAGCACUUGCUGCUGUCACCUGAAGUGCAUAUAGAACCAGAAAGGCCACUGUGUUAUAAGGUGACUUUUAACUUGUUUUUUAUUUGGAAAGAUUGAAUGCUGUCUUGGAAUUAAUACAGGAAAAAUUCAUGGGUGAUAAUAAACUGUGGCUUCAGCUAUUAUUUCAUUCAGAAAGGUGAAAGUUGUGGUUGAUGUACUCAGGAAUAAAUUUGACAGGCAUUUGAGGAAA